UUUUAAAGUAAAUAUUGGACAUUCUAAUUGUAAAAUGGAGCCUACUCUAGAAGAAAGAAUCCCUUUUAACUUAUCCAGCAUUAUCUCUUCAAAACCAGCGUUAAUGUUUACGAACUCAUCAUCAGAGAUUAUUGAUAUGGAUAUUUCUAGGUGUGGUUACUACCUCAUCGCUGUUAAUGAAAAAGACCAGCUUCUGUACUUCAACCUUAACGAAGGAAGCUAUAUUGAUACUUAUGAUCAAAGGUUAGAGUACGGAUGCUCAAAGGCGAAAUUUACUGAGGAGCCUACGAAAGUGGUCUGAGCUAGUAAUCGCAAUAGCAAGCUACUAAAAUGUGUUUAUAUAUUUGACUUGAGUGAAAACUACAUUCCUGUAAAAUUUGAUUGACAUCUUGGCUCUAUAAAAUCACUGACGGCAAGCUCAUCAUACCCAAUUUUCACUAGCUGAGACUCUCGAAGAAGAUGAAUCCUUGCUGACUACAAAUAAGGAGGUAAUAAUCGAAGAGCGGAAAGAAGUUCUAACCUCAACAUUUAAUAACAAAGGGAGCCACCUCGUGAUUGUUCAAAAAUAAUGAAAAAGCUGACUGUCAGGAAAUAUUUUCUAUUGAAAUCGGUACAGCAAACUCAUCAGCAAAGAUUAUUAACAGAAUGUACAGAGAUACAUACCCGGAUGACUUCUGUUAUGCCCAGAUCUCACGAAAUGGUAAACUCCUGGUGCUAGGCACCAAGAGGAAUUAUUUCUUGAUAAUGUGAAUUAAAACUAAAAGAAACAUGGAGAUCUUCCCUGAGAAGCCUUUAAAGAGAAGAGAAGAAUUAAAAUAAUGAGAUAGGCCUUAAAGACCGUAAGAUCAAGAAGAAAAUCUUCAGACCUCUUAGCAUCAGCCCAUGUAGCAAGUAUCUCCUGGUGCCAGAUACAAGUGACCAAAAUUUCUUUGUGAUAAAGAUAAGGCUAAAGUGCCAACAAAUAAAGAGUAAACACAAAGAUAAGAUAUUGUUUAAAAAAUGGAAUUCCAAAAGAGUAUCCAGAGUAAUGUUUUCUCACGAACACCUGAUGUUCAUAACUGCUUGCAAUAAUAUCAUCCUGUGGGUACCGGAUUUCGAGCACAUAGUACAUGAUAUGAAAAAGGAGCCUGAUAUAUAUGACUAAGCCUCAACUACUAAAUGGCUAACU
Molecule: messenger RNA, 1168 nt
Organism: Moneuplotes crassus
Lineage: Eukaryota; Ciliophora; Spirotrichea; Euplotida; Euplotidae
Source: the annotation of a GenBank genome assembly